This is a messenger RNA of Haliotis rubra (blacklip abalone), 6082 nucleotides long. RefSeq names its product serine/threonine-protein phosphatase 6 regulatory ankyrin repeat subunit A-like. Gene Ontology annotation, molecular function: protein binding. The record is from RefSeq and is a predicted model, not a curated record. The coding region runs from base 80 to 5263 and encodes 1727 amino acids. NCBI's taxonomy places the organism in Eukaryota, Metazoa, Mollusca, Gastropoda, Lepetellida, Haliotidae. The transcript is spliced from 10 exons.
ACGAAAUAGCCAUGGUCACAUUGUGUGAGACACUGUCCCGAGAUGUUACUACAGUCUGAACAGUGCUGACCGUCUCUGCAUGGUGCAACUGGAACAGAUUUCUGAAAGUAAAGCAGCAACUUCCGCGAUGUGGCUACUUGCAGUUUUACUGGGGAUCACUUUACCGGUGCAUGGCGAUGAGGGAUGCGACUGGGGAAUGUAUGGCGAGAACUGCGACAGGACCUGCCCCUCCAACUGUGCCAUUGUCCCACCCAGAAACCUCAGUUACUGUCAGAAGUACACAGGGAAAUGUUCUGAGGGAUGUGUUCGUGGUUACCAUGGCGACCAGUGUAACAUAUUCUGCAGCGGAGGCUGUUUAAACGAAACCUGCAAUACCGGAGAUGGAUAUUGUACGUUAGGUUGUAAACAGACCUACAUCGGGGAUUUCUGCAAUGAGACUUCAGGUAUUUUGGCAGUCCCAUCAACAGUGACAACCACGGCAGCCCCCGAUGACAACAAUCUUGCUGCUAUCCUUGUCCCAGUGUUCCUCAUUAUCCUCAUCGUCUGUAUCAUCCUUGCUGUGGUAGUGUUCAGACUGAGAUCGAGGAGAAGGGCAGAAUCGAACAGAAGAUAUCCCAAUAACGAAUACAGUACUCCUGAAGCUGUUCCCUUGACUGAGAAGCCGCCUGAAGCGGAGCAGCCUGAAGCAGACCAUUUUGAGUCACCAGGAAACGAGGAUACACACAAGAAUGUUCCCAACAUUGACAAGCAGCCGACAGAUCAGCCGUCCAGGGAGAAGGACAUCAGUGACCUGUUCGUGGAAACUGAGGGUUACCGGAAGGUUAAAGACAAACUGGAAACACUUGGCCACGUGACAAUAAGUGGUGUCCCGGGAGCAGGCAAAACAUCCACGGCCCUGAUGCUGGGAGCUGAAUACAGGAGACAGGGGUAUGAAGUGGUACUGGUUGAGGACGUUGGUUCUUUCCAGUUGUCUGAUUGUCUGUGUAAGGACAAAGAUGUCUGUGUCAUAUUCGAUGACAUAUUUCAGAACGCUGGGCCAUCCAUGGACGUACAUCGCCUGAGACAAGUUCUGUAUGAGCUCCAUGGACAUCUUGAACCCUGGAAAACGAAGAUGGAAAGAAGAUACAACAUCCUGCAGCAGACACCAGGGACCGAACAAAGAAGAAAAGAUCGUCCGAACGUAUAUAUCAUAUUCACUACAGAUUCCAACAACCUUGAACAUGCAAUGCCAAAACUCAAAGAACCUAUAUUGUUCCAAAAUUCUUCAGUAGUAGACUUGAACAAAUUGAUGACAGGUGAAGAGAAGAAGGCCAUUUGGCUGAAACAUAAAAAUCAUUACGACUGUAAAACUGAGGUCGACGUAGACAUAAUUAUUGCAUACGAGGAAAGGGUUGGUUUUCCUCUGGCAUGCAAGCUUUUCUCAAGAUAUGCUCCCUUUAAAAAACACAAAGAAUCGUUUUUUGAAAUGCCUAAAUUCCAUCUAAAACAUGAACUGCAUACGAACAUAAAUCACCAGGACGAUCAGUCAGUAAUAUUCCUGUUGAAGUCACUAUGUGGAGGUGAACAGAAUACAAGAAAACGCCACACUGAAUCUUACAACAAAAUACAAGACACACACAUGAAGGAUGUCUUGGCCCUUGUCUCAUGUUCCCAUCCUCUAAUACAAGACAUGUGUAUGUCUGCCAUAUUGAAUACUAAACCAGAGCUGUUCCUCCAUAACUGUAGUUUAAAGUUCAUCUGUGACCAUGUACGUGAUCAGCAGCAUGACCCUGCUCCAGCAGAACAGACUGUCAUUUAUUUCCCAGGUACUCACAGUGACGUAAUUACUGCCAGACUGGCUGAAGCUAUUGCUGAUGGCACUUUCAGUAACUACAUCAUGCAUCCCAUCUGGAAAAGGAAAGAAGUUGCAGACAAAGUGAAUCAAUUGUUUCCAGAUGAUUGGAUCAAGUCUCAUGAUACAAAGCACUGUAUUCUCCAUUAUGCCUGUUUCAUGGGGAAUAAUGACAUCAUAAAACGACUCCUCCCCCAUUGUGACAUCAACAGACGUGCAGGGAAUGGUUGGACGCCAGUUAUGUUUGCAGUUACCGGUGGACAGAUGGACAGUUUGAAACUUCUAGUGGAUCAUAAAGCUGAUAUCACACUGUGUGAUGCCAUGAACAAUAACCUGUUACAUUUGGCUUGUCAGUAUGGAAAUAUUUCACUUGUCCAAUAUGUUGAAAGAACGCUGAAGAAAAGUAACACUUGUCGUAUCAACAGUCGAGGAGUGAAUGGCUGGACACCGAUUAUGCAUGCAACUGUCGCGGGCAAGAAUGAUAUCUUUGAUUAUCUAGUCAAACAAGGCAGAAGUGAUUUAACCUUACGGGAUAGCAACAACAACACUGUUCUUCAUCUGGCAUGUAUGUAUGCCAAUAAAACCAUUGUUAAUUCGUUGUUACCAUCAACAGACAAAGAUUGUCAAGGGAAAAACGGCAUGACGCCUGUGAUGUGUGCUCUAUUGUCAGGGAGGAUGGAUGUGUUUAACCUCCUCGUGUCACAAAAUGCAGACACGGCAUUGACUGACGAUGAUAACAACAGUCUCCUUCAUUUAGCCUGCCUCUUUGAUGACAUACCCGGCAUCCUACUAACAAAGAUUGACGCUGAUACUCAAGGAAAUCAGGGUUGGACACCUCUAAUGAAGGCAGCAGUCAAUGGAGCAAAACAUGCAUUUGACCAGCUGGAUAAAGCAAAGGCUGAUCUUCACCCGAAAGACGACAACAACAACAAUAUCCUUCACCUGGCAUGUCAUGGUGGACAUGUCUCCAUUGUGAAACAUGUACUGACAAUGUAUGACAUCAACAGUCGUGGGAAUAAAGGAUGGACGCCAGUUAUGUAUGCAGCUGCCAGUGGAGUGAAGGACGUGUUUGACCUGCUUGUGUCUUCGGGGGCUGACUUGUCUUUGAAGGAUGACUACAGCAACUCUGUAUUCCAGUCAGCAUGUGUAGGUAGGAACCUAUCCAUUGUGGAAUGCCUACUGCCAAAAUCUGAAGUCAACAGUUCGGAUUACCUCGGCAGGACUGCACUUAUGGAAGCUGCUGAGUCAGGGCACAUUCGUGUUUUCGAUUUUCUUGGGUCACAAAAAAAUCAUCUUAUACAGACUGACGACUUCAAUAACACCGUCUUACAUUUUGCAUGUGAGGGAGGGAAUGUAGACAUUCUUCAACAUCUGCUGACAACAGCUGAUCUCAAUGCGAGGGGAACGAAUGGCUGGUCACCAGUUAUGGUAGCAGCUCGAUUUGGAAAGUCAGAUGUUUUCAACUUGCUUGUUUCAAAAGAAGUGGAUCUCACUCUGAAAGACGACCACGGUAACAACAUGCUUCACCUCGCUUGUCAGGGAGGAAGCAUGUCGAUCACAGAGCAUCUGCUACCACUGUUUGACAUCAACAGCCGUGGACAGGAUGGCAGGACGCCUGUGAUUUACGCAGCUGUCAACGGAGUGAAGUGUUUGUUUGAUCUGCUUGUCUCAGGGGGAGCUGAUACAUCGCUGAAGGAUGACCACAACAAUUCCGUGUUUCAUUUAGCUUGUCUGGGUGGAAAUAGAUCAAUAGUGGAACAACUACUUCCAAAUGUAGACAUCAACACUUUGGAAGACAGUGGGAGAACAGCAAUCAUGGAGGCAGCUUUUUCCAGAAACAAAAAUGUUUUCGAUUUUCUGAUCUCAAAGAACGCCGAUGUGAAAGUGAUCGAUGACUACAGAGACAGUGUCCUUCACUCAGCAUGUAAGGGAAGCGAGUCCACGAUCGUUCAGCUUGUUCUCCAAAUGUUUGACGUCAAUACCAGGGGAAAGAAGGGUAUGACACCAGCGAUGAUAGCAUCCUCUUUAGGAAACAGACACCUGUUCAACGUGCUUGUGUCACAGCAAGCAGAUCUCACUCUAACUGACGACCAUGGUAACAACAUGCUGCAUCUCGCCUGUCAGGGAGGAAACUGGUCCAUCAUAAAGCAUCUGCUUCCACUGUUUGACAUCAAUGCUCGUGGACAAGAUGGCAGGACAGAUGUGAUGUACACAGCCCUAAAUGGAGUGAAGAGCGUGUUUGACCGUGUCUCCACGGGAACUGACAUGUCACUGAAGGAUGAUUACAACGCGCCACUAUUUCAUUUAGCUUGUCGUGGUGGAAACACUUCAAUUGUAGAACACCUCCUACAGCGGAGUGAUAUCAAUCACCAGGGAUUCAACAACAGAACAGCAGUAAUGGAAGCAGCCUUGGCAGGCAAAGCUAAUGUUUUUCAUCUGCUUGUGUCUAAGGAGGCUGAGCUGAAUCUGACCGACAACUACAAUGAUAACGUUCUACAUUUUGCAUGUCUUGGCGGAGACACAGCUAUUGUAAGGAAUCUUCUGAAGAUGAUGGACAUAAAUGCUAAAGGACGAAAUGGCUCCACACCAGUUAUGCAUGCAGCUUGGGCUGGACAGAAGAAUGUGUUCAGCCUCCUUGUGUCACAAAACGUUGAGAUGAAGCUGCUGGAUCUCUCCAGGAACAAUUUACUGCAUCUUGCUUGUCAGGGAGGAAACACGUCCAUCAUAAAGUAUCUCCUGCCUCUGUUUGACAUCAACAGUCCGGGAGAAGAUGGAUGGACGCCAAUAAUGAUGGCAGCUCUCAGUGGAAAGAAGGAUGCUUAUGAUCUGAUUGCAGCAAAUGGGGGUAUUCCAUCUUUGACGACUCCACAGAAUGAUAAUGUUCUUCACGCAGCUUGUCAAGGUGGGAACAAAGCCAUUGUUAGGAAAGUGAUUGACAGCUUUGGCAUCAAUACAAGAGGUAAGAAUGGUUGCACGCCUCUGAUGAGAGCUGUUGUUGGAGGCCAUAUGAGUGUGGUGAAGUUCCUGAUGUCCCGGCAUGCUGACCACACUCUAGUGGACAAGGAUGGACUCACUCUUCUACAUCUUGCUUGUAGGUAUGGCCACCUUGACAGUGUGAAGCAUAUAUCAGACAAGUUCAAUAUAGACACUCAAGACAAAGGUGGUUUAACAUGCAUCAUGACAUCAGCGUUAUAUGGACAAGUAGCAGUGUUUGACUACCUGAGAAGUAGAGGCGCUGAUCUGACACUGGUUGACACCACAGGUGAUGACGCCUUAAAUAUUGCCUUUAAAGUGAACUGCAGACAAAUCAUAGAAACACUUACAUCAGGUGGAGAGUCAGAGAGGAAUGUCAAGCCAUUGAAUGACAUAAUGAGGUCAAUAGUGAGGGCUGAUGUGUACCAUCUGAAUAUGUACGAACCAGACAGAGCUUAACUUCGGGAGCUGACAAAUGAAACUGACCCACGGAACUAUGGAAAAAACUGUUGAAAUCAAGUCUUACGUGCACCAGCUGAAUAUUUACAGAAACAGAAAGUAACUCCGAGACCUGGCAGUUACUGGAGACAGGAAAAGGAGCAAACUCAAGAUAUCAAUAUGGAAUAAAAAGAUGAAGUCAACUGUGAUGGCUGACGUGGACUAUCUGAACAUAAACAUGCCAAACAGGGAGUCAGAGAUGAAACAAAUAAAGAUAAAUUCCCCGCUAUGGCUGACGUGGACCAUCUGAACAUAUACAAGCCAAACAGGGAGUUGGAGAUGAAACAGGUAAAGAUACAUUCCCCGCUAUGGCUGACGUGGACCAUCUGAACAUAUACAAGCCAAACAGGGAGUCAGAGAUGGAACAAAUAAAGAUAAAUGCCCCGCUAUGGCUGACGUGGACCAUCUGAACAUGUACAAGCCAAACAGGGAGUCAGAUACGAAACAGGUAAAGAUAAAUUCCCCGCUAUGGGGUCAGGUACUUAGCUUGAACGUCUACAGUUACAGAAAUCUUUGGUAAAGAGGACGAUUACUAAGCUUGAAGGACUUCAGUUAAAGACGUCCGUGCUAGUGGAGGCAAUUACGUAGCUUGAAGGUCUACAGUUAAAGAAAUCAUUGAUGAAGGGGGCAAGUACUAUAGUUGAAAAAGUCCAGAUCUGAUUCUGACUCAUCAAAUUCCAGAGAAGAUAUCAUGAAAAUAGCCUGAAGAGGCAGCAAUGAGUCUUUUGACAUAAUGAGGAACAUGCAUGAUGUGCGUGCAUAAACUAUUCACUGAAUGUA